UCAAAUUAAUUGAUCUGGAGGAACUCACGCUGAAUUUCUCUCUAGAAGAGUUUAAAUCUGAAGAAAUUGGCGGCCUAAUUUUAUACAACCCCUUUCUGUGUUUUUUUACUGCUACUUUGUCAGAUUUCUCUAGCUUUACUUUAGUAUUCAAAUUCUAGUGAUGACAGCCAAACUGAUUGUUGAGGUACAGUAUGGUCGGUUUUCCAAUUCAUGGCCCCUCCAUUAAGUUUGGCAAAAAAGGAACUGUUCUUUAAUAAAGCUUGAUUUAGCCUUUUUGAAGGGGGAAAGUUAGCUUUUCUCUCUAUCUUGAAUUAUUGUCACGUUGUUCCUGUCAAAGCUUGUCCAGUGAUUGAGACCCCUCUCCCUUAGUAGAGCAAAUGUCACAGAAGAUUCAGGACUCUCCAUUCCUCCUUAAGACAAUGAACUCUUUGCCAGUUCAUUUUAGGUUGCCUAACAACCCUCUUCAAACGGAAAACACUUAUGCUGUGGAUUCCAGAUUUCGAAAUGGGAAUAUUAAUGUUGGGCGCAAUGUGAAUGCUAAGAACACCAUGGAUCAGGACUGCGAUGAAUCCCCUUACUGCAGAUUACAGGUUGUUGGCAAACAAACAACUCCUGUUGGGGUUGGGGAUGGGGAUGAUGAUGAUCAGGAAUCAGCAUCUCUAUCACAUUCAGCAAUUACCAAAUCCAAGUGGAGUGACACAAACACAUACACUAUUAAAAAAAAACCUCAAUCUUGGUUGCUACAACCUGAUGGAAACUGGGAGCUAGGCAAGAUAUUGUCAAUCUCAGGGACAGAAUCUGUGAUAUCUUUUGCAGAUGGAAAAGUACUUAAGGUACUCUCUGAGAGGCUUUUACCAGCGAAUCCUGAUGUUCUGGAUGGAGUUGAUGAUCUCAUGCAACUGAGUUACUUACAUGAACCCUCUGUACUGCACAAUCUUCAGUAUAGAUAUGAUCGAGAUAUCAUCUAUACAAAAGCAGGACCUGUCUUGGUUGCUAUUAAUCCCUUCAAGAAAGUUCCAUUGUAUGGAAAUCAUUAUAUAGAAGCAUAUAGACGUAAAUCUAUAGAAAGCCCUCAUGUCUACGCAAUAGCUGAUGCAGCUAUAAGUGAAAUGAGAAGAGAUGAAGUGAACCAAUCUAUUAUUAUAAGUGGCGAAAGUGGAGCAGGAAAGACUGAAACAGCAAAAAUAGCAAUGCAAUAUCUUGCUGCUCUUGGAGGUGGUAGUGGCAUAGAGUUUGAGAUACUGAAAACUAAUCCGAUCUUAGAGGCGUUUGGCAACGCAAAAACAUCUAGAAAUGAUAAUUCAAGUCGCUUUGGAAAGCUGAUUGAGAUUAACUUCAGUGAAACUGGAAAAAUAACGGGUGCCAAUAUUCAGACGUUUCUACUAGAGAAGUCAAGAGUAGUUCAAUGCACAGAAGGUGAAAGGUCCUAUCAUAUAUUUUAUCAAUUGUGUUCUGGAGCUCCUUCUGCACUUCGAGAUAAACUAAAUCUAAUGGAUGCAAGUGAAUAUGAGUAUUUGAGGCAAAGCAAUUGCUUUUCAAUUCCUGGGGUUGACGAUUCUGAAGAGUUUCGAGUUGUACAGGAAGCUCUGGAUGUUGUCCAUGUUAGCAAAGAGGAUCAAGAGGAUGUAUUUGCUAUGAUCGCUGCGGUAUUGUGGCUGGGGAAUAUUUCCUUCACUGUAAUAGAUAACGAAAACCAUGUUGAACCUGUUGAAAAUGAAGGUCUAGCCACUGCUGCAAAAUUGAUUGGAUGUACCAACACAGAGUUAAAGCUAGCUUUAUCAACUCGAACAAUGCGGGUGGGAAACGAUAAUAUUGUGCAAAUGCUCACACUCUCUCAGGGCAUUGAUGCAAGAGAUGCUUUGGCAAAAUCAAUCUAUUCUUGUUUGUUUGACUGGCUAGUUGAACAAAUUAAUAAGUCCCUUGCUGUUGGCAAAUGUCGUACGGGCAGAUCCAUCAGCAUCCUGGAUAUCUAUGGCUUCGAAUCCUUUGAUAGGAACAGUUUUGAGCAAUUUUGCAUAAAUUAUGCCAAUGAAAGGCUUCAACAACACUUCAAUAGACACUUGUUUAAGCUGGAGCAAGAGGAAUAUGUAAAAGAUGGAAUUGAUUGGGCUAAAGUGGAAUUUGAGGACAACCAAGAUUGUCUGAAUUUAUUUGAAAAGAAACCACUGGGGCUAUUAUCAUUGUUAGAUGAAGAGUCCACCUUUCCAAAUGGUACAGAUUUGACUUUUGCAAACAAGCUCAAGCAACACUUAAAUUCUAAUUCUUGUUUUAGAGGAGAACGAGGCAAAGCUUUCACUAUCAGUCACUAUGCUGGCGAGGUUAUGUAUGACACCACUGGGUUUCUUGAGAAGAACCGAGAUUUGUUGCAUUUGGAUUCAAUUCAACUUCUAUCCUCAUGCAAUAACCGUCUGCCUAAAGUAUUUGCUUCUUAUCUGCUUGCGCAAUCCGAAAGGCUAGUGGUUGGUGCAUUACAUAAAUCAGGUGGUGCAGAAUCCCAGAAGCUAAGUGUUGCCACAAAGUUUAAGGGCCAAUUAUUCAAAUUGAUGCAACGUCUGGAAAGUACUACACCGCAUUUUAUACGCUGUAUCAAGCCCAAUAACUACCAAUCUCCGGGAAUUUAUGAUCAAAGGCUCAUAUUGCAGCAACUAAGGUGCUGUGGGGUUAUAGAGGUUGUUCGAAUCUCAAGAUCUGGCUUUCCAACCAGAAUGUCUCAUCAAAAGUUUGCAGGAAGGUAUGGAUUUCUUCAUUUGGAUAGUGUUGCUCCCCAAGAUCCACUGAGUGUUUCAGUUGCUAUUCUUCAUCAGUUUAAUAUUCUUCCCGAGAUGUAUCAAGUUGGCUAUACAAAAUUAUUUUUCCGCACUGGCCAGAUCGGUGUGCUUGAAGAUAUAAGAAACCAUACCUUGCACGGUAUACUUCGUGUUCAAAGCUGUUCUCGAGGUCAUCAAGCUCGCUGUCACUUUAAGGAACUGAAGAGACUAGCUAUUACCCUUCAAUCAUUUUCCCGGGGUGAAAAAACAAGAAAAGAAUUUACUGUCACGUUACAGAGGCAUCGAGCUGCUGUGUUAAUACAGAAACACAUUAGAGGAAGGAUUUCAAGGAAUAUUUAUUUAGAAGUUCGCAAUGCUUCGGUUUGUAUACAAUCAGUUCUACGUGGCUGGUUAGUGAGAAGAUGCUCAGGAGACAUAGGUGGUUCAUUGCAAUACAGAGGCACAAAGGCAAACGAUAUGGAAGAGGUGCAAGUGAAGUCGUCGAUCCUAGCUGAGCUUCAACGUCGGGUUCUAAAAUCGGAGGCUGCUCUGAGGGAAAAGGAAGAGGAAAACGACAUUCUCCUCCAACGGCUCCAGCAAUACGAGAGCAGAUGGUCUGAAUACGAGCUAAAAAUGAAAUCCAUGGAAGAAGUGUGGCAGAAACAGAUGAAGUCACUUCAGUCCAGCCUUUCCAUAGCAAAGAAGAGCUUGAUGAGUUCAUCUGCAGCAGCAGCAGCAGCAGGAGGAGGAGGAGGAGAUGAUUCUGAUGGAAAUUCGGAUGCAUCUGUAAAUCUAAACAACGAGGAGAGUUGGGAGAAUAGUAAUAGUAAUAGUAAUAAUAACCUGCAGUGGAGGCCAAUGAGUACGGGAUUGAGUGUUAUAAGUCGAUUGGCUGAAGAGUUGGAACAGAGAAGUCAAGUAUUUGGGGACGAUGCGAAGUUCUUGGUGGAGGUGAAAUCGGGUCAGGUGGAGGCCAGUUUGGACCCUGAUCGAGAGCUGAGGAGGUUGAAACAGGUGUUUGAAUCAUGGAAGAAGGAUUAUAGUGGAAGAUUGAGGGAAACUAAAGUUAUUCUACACAAGCUUGAAAAUGAAAAUGAAAAUAAUGCUGCUGACAAAAUGAUGAACAACAAGAAGUGGUGGAGCAAAAGAAACAGCUCCAGGUUCAGUUAAUAAAUGUCAAACUUGUUUCUUUUACUAUUUAUAUUUCCUGUUUUUUCUCAAAUUUUAAUUUCAUCAUCGUGAUGACAGAUUUCUAGUCACUUCAUAUAAAAUGUUCUUGCAGUAGUAUGCCUUCAAUAUCACCCUUGUAAAAUUAAUGGGUUUUAUUAGUUUUUUUUUAAUUUUUGUUUGAAUGUUUAAUGGUUUUAUUAAGAUUUAAUAUAACUAUUUUUUUAAAUACUAAAUUAUUUGA
Messenger RNA from Impatiens glandulifera, 4158 nucleotides. RefSeq names its product myosin-1-like. NCBI's taxonomy places the organism in Eukaryota, Viridiplantae, Streptophyta, Magnoliopsida, Ericales, Balsaminaceae. Gene Ontology annotation, biological process: actin filament organization; vesicle transport along actin filament. The coding region runs from base 378 to 3917 and encodes 1179 amino acids. Gene Ontology annotation, molecular function: microfilament motor activity; actin filament binding; ATP binding. The transcript is spliced from 23 exons. Gene Ontology annotation, cellular component: myosin complex; vesicle; cytoplasm. The record is from RefSeq and is a predicted model, not a curated record.